AUGCAGAGUUCUAGCUGUGAGCUUCAAAUACUGGAGCAAAAACCAGAGACAUUGCCAGAGCAAACAAGAACAGAAGUACAAAUGGAGAACUGGUCAAAAGCCCAAAGUCAUAUUGAACAUGAGGCCUCAGGGAGAAAUAAAAGCACACAGCCAGAUGAACAACUGACUGAGAAUUCUAAAGGAAGCAAGCAUCAGAAAUGCAAUGAAUUAGUUAACGAAGCCACAUGUGAGGACACACAACUGCCAGAGCAGAAGUCCAGGAAUUUUCCUUAUCCAGGUGGUGAGGCAUCGCACUGCAUUACUGGAAAACCCAACAGUAUGGAGCAUACAAAUAAUGAUUUGCAUUAUGAAUGUAUGAUACCUGGUCAAGUUACUUCAGACUUAGAUAAAGAGAAUACUAUUACAUUUCUUCAAACAGAAUUGGACAUUCUCAGAGCAAGCCAUAAAAAGCUUCAAGAAAAACUUUCUAAAGAAGAUAGAGAACAGAGAAAACUAAAGCUUAAGUUUGAACUCUAUGAGAAAGCAACAGAAGCUCAAAUUGCUGAGAAGACAGCAGCUCUGGUUGAAGAGGUGUAUUUUGCACAAAGGAAACGUGAUGAAGCUAUUAUGUCUCGACUACAAAUAGCCAACGAGGAGAGAGAUGAAGCAAUCGCACGAGCCAACCAUAUGGAAAUGUCUCUAAAACUGCUAGAAAAUAUUAACCCUGAAGAAAAUGACAUGACAUUACAGGAAUUACUGAACAGAAUAAACAAUGCAGACACAGGGAUGGCUAUUGAGAAGAAUGGAGCUAUAAUUGUGGAUAGGAUCUACAAGACCAAGGCCUGUGAAAAGAGAAUAACUGCAGAAGAAAUGAACGCAGUGAUAGAAGAGCGUGAUGCUGCUUUGUCCCAGUGCAAACGGCUGGAGCAAGAGCUUCAUCGUUUGAAAGAGCAGAACCAGACUUCAGCAAACAACACGAGACAUCUGACUGGCGAAAACAAUCAAGAACGUGCUCUGAAGGCAAAGUUGUUAGCCAUGCAACAAGCCAGAGAAACUGCAGUUCAACAGUACAAAAAACUGGAGGAGGAAAUCCAGACACUUCGAGUUUAUUACAGUUUACACAAAUCUUUAUCCCAAGAAGAAAAUCUGAAGGAUCAGUUUAACCAUACCCUUACUACCUAUGAAGAAGCUUUGAAGAAUAGAGAGAACAUUGUUUCCAUCACUCAGCAACAGAACGAGGAGCUGGCUGCCCAACUGCAGCAAGCCCUGGCAGACCGCGCGAGCCUGGAAUCGGAGCUCCGGCUGGCCAUGGAGGCCUCCCAGGCAGCCCAGGACAAGGUGCAGAAGCUGGAGCGGCUGGUGGACGUCCUGAGGAAGAAGGUGGGAGCAGGGCCCGUGAGGACAGUGAUCUGA
Molecule: messenger RNA, 1392 nt
Organism: Pipistrellus nathusii (Nathusius's pipistrelle)
Lineage: Eukaryota; Metazoa; Chordata; Mammalia; Chiroptera; Vespertilionidae
Source: the annotation of a GenBank genome assembly